This is a messenger RNA of Chrysemys picta bellii (western painted turtle), 1736 nucleotides long. NCBI's taxonomy places the organism in Eukaryota, Metazoa, Chordata, Testudines, Emydidae. The record is from RefSeq and is a predicted model, not a curated record.
AUGACUGACGAUGCGCCCGUCCCCCAUGCGUCGCCACCAACUCAGCGCUUCUACAUCAACGAGUGCAAGACCCAAGAUAUCUGCAGCCCCAACGCCACGUGUAUCAACGCCAACGGAAGCUACUGGUGUAAGUGCCGGGCCGGAUACGUCCCCUCCAACAGGAACACGACCCUGUGCCAAGAGCUCACCUGCCCGCGGCUGCUGGAUUAUGACAACUCUGCCGAAGCCAAGAACCUCCAGGGCAGCUUCCAGGCACAGAUGGGACGUCUCUGCAAGGCGGCGCUGGAGGAGCUGAAGCAGAUGAACUCUCAGAACGCCGAAGAGAAGCUGCAGGGCUUCUUGGACAUUCUGGAGAAGCCGAUAAAUCUGGUCGGGCAGCAGAGCGAGAGUGUGGAGCAGAGACACCGGAUCGCAACCGAGCUGAUGGCCAUAGUGGAGAAUCAGCUGAGAACGCUGGUCCUGACCCUGCGUGACAGCAAGAUCAGCAUCGCAUCCACCAAUGGCACAGAGCUGGGGCUGGCGGUCAGGCAGGCUGGGAACCAGAGCCAGGAGACGGUGACGCUGCAGCAGAGCAAGACGCAGAUGGAAUUAAAAUGGGCCAGAGCCCCAGGGCAGAAAAAUGAAGCCCUGGCCGGCAUUGUGGUUGCAGAGCUGGGGCUGGCGGUCAGGCAGGCUGGGAACCAGAGCCAGGAGACGGUGACGCUGCAGCAGAGCAAGACGCAGAUGGAAUUAAAGUGGGCCAGAGCCCCAGGGCAGAAAAAUGAAGGCUUCACGCUGGCAGGGCUGCUGACAUACCAGGGGAUGAGCUCCAUCCUGGAAGGUGCUGGGCGGGUGGAGGCGCCCGAGUGGAACGAGAUCGGCCAGACCAGGAAGCGGGCGCAGGAGCCCGGGCGGCCCAGCUACCGUGUGCUGUCUCCGGUGGCGUCGGCCUUCAUCAGUGACCCGAACCCCCAGGCACUCGGCCUCUCCGUCAGCAUCCGCUUCAGCCACCCGGUGCCGGAGUCGAAGACUGACCUGCGCCUCCUCUGCGCCUACUGGGAGCCUGGCAGCAGGCGCUGGGCCACCCACGGCUGCACCCUGCAGAAGUUGAACGCCACCAUCACCCGCUGCCAGUGCAACCACCUGACCAGCUUCGCCGUGCUCAUGGCCUUCUACGAGCUGGAGGACUGGACCCUGGACAUCAUCACCAAGGUGGGGCUGGUGAUCUCGCUGCUGUGCCUGCUGCUGUCCAUCGUCACCUUCCUCUUCUGCCGCGCCCUCAAGGGCCCCCGCACCACCAUCCACCUGCACCUCUGCCUGGCGCUCUUCAUCGCCUACACCGUCUUCCUCACCGGCACCUCCAGCACCGGCAACAGGGUGGUGUGCGGCGUGGUGGCCGGGCUCCUGCACUAUUUCUUCCUGGCCGCCUUCUGCUGGAUGUGCCUGGAGGGCGCCGAGCUCUACCUGCUGGUGGUUCAGGUCUUCACCCCCCACGGCCUCAGACGCCGCUACAUGUUCCUGCUGGGCUACGGCGUGCCGGCCCUCAUCGUGGGCAUCUCGGCCGCCAUCUACAGCAAGGGCUACGGCACGGCACGCCACUGCUGGCUCUCGCUGGAGAAGCAAUUCAUCUGGAGCUUCCUGGCGCCCGUCUGCAUCAUCAUCGCGGUCAACGCCGUGAUCUUCGUGGUCACCGUCUGGAAGCUGUCGCUGAAAUUCGCUGACAUCAACCCCGACAUGAGCCACCUGAAGAAACUCAG